Molecule: messenger RNA, 567 nt
Organism: Geodia barretti
Lineage: Eukaryota; Metazoa; Porifera; Demospongiae; Tetractinellida; Geodiidae
Source: the annotation of a GenBank genome assembly
AUGCGCACCCUGGAACCAACCGUUGACUAUACUGGAAUAGACAUAGCCGAGCCAGCCAUCGACCUGGCCCGCCAGACCUAUCAGGAAGCCCGAUUUGAGGUCGCCGAUGGGGUGACAAUUCCUUUCGAUGACGGGGCCUUCGACUUGGUCCACUGCACUAGCGUCCUGGUUAUCGAACCUAGAUAUCAGGAAGUAUGGGAGGAAAUGUACCGGGUGUCCAGCAGGUUCGUUUUGGCAGAUAUGCGCUUGUUAAAGGAUAUUGAAAGCCAAGGAGGUCUCCAAGAUUCUCACUAUCGAAUCCAAUUCGACGCGCAGGACCAGGAAGGGAUAGUGCCCUAUGUGGUGAGCGACGCCGAUGAGGUGGUCAACUGCUUAUUAAACCUGGUCCCCCGCCCACGAGCUUUGAGAGGCACAGGCUAUUUCCAUGAGGUCUCGAAGAUGGCGGGUACGCGCUACUCCCAAGUCUGUAUGUCCAUAUUGCUGGUAGAAAAGGGCAAUUUGGAAACAACACGAACUGAACUGGACCUGAACGACUUACCACUAGAGUUCUCAGCUUUCCCAGGUUAA